Patiria miniata (bat star) is the source of this 1809-nucleotide messenger RNA. Its product is annotated as soluble guanylate cyclase 88E-like. The record is from RefSeq and is a predicted model, not a curated record. Gene Ontology annotation, biological process: cGMP biosynthetic process; nitric oxide-cGMP-mediated signaling; response to oxygen levels. The transcript has 2 exons. Gene Ontology annotation, cellular component: guanylate cyclase complex, soluble. NCBI's taxonomy places the organism in Eukaryota, Metazoa, Echinodermata, Asteroidea, Valvatida, Asterinidae. Bases 1111 to 1809 code for a protein of 232 amino acids. Gene Ontology annotation, molecular function: heme binding; oxygen sensor activity; guanylate cyclase activity.
GCGGCUAGCAUGAUGUAAAGGACAGGAUGUGCAUCAGUGGAGGAAUGAGAACGCACACAGACGAAUUAGCCAAGAAGGACAGCGUGUGAAGGAUAGUGAUUCACGAUCACCGUGACUUUCCCUGCCGAAGCGUUUCACACGUCACGCUUCUUUCCUACCGCUAGUGGCGCACCUGGACACUUCAUUCACUUUCCCUCGUCUGCAGCCUGAUCGUGCCAGCGGUGACCAGUCAGCCGUUUAUUUAGUUAACUUCCCGGUGCUUUCAAUCAAACAAGCGUCCCAUCCCGAGGGACAGAGAUCAAGGCAGGGCCAUUUGAUUUGUCAUCUUCAGCCUGACACGCAGUGCCUCUUUUUUACUCCUGUUUGUAUUCAUUUCAACGAGUUUAGCAGUGACGAGCAGACGAUACUCUUAUUGGUUGAACUUCCACCUUGGAGAUUUCCGCGCGCGCAGCAGGCUCCACUCACCGUCGACUCACCGCGUGCGCGUUACCCAACAUCAAACGAUCAUCAGUUCGCAUUCAUCCACUCUGCGCCGGGCUUACAGGUUGCGAUUAGUCGAUGCAGAGGGAACGUAAAUUCGUCAUCAGGCUGGAGGACAGGCGUACGAGAGCCGGCGGGUUCCCCGGAGAUGAUUGAUGUGAGAUCUUGAAGGCUAGCGUAAACAGAGUACAGACCUCGUCUGACCGUGGUCGGCUUGCUACGUGACUUACUGUCCGUAUGAUCUCUGCAGUGCAGAAUCUCCUCGGAUUCCAGGAUUUCGACUCUUUAAGCAUCACGCUGUUAUUUCUUGAAUGCACUCUUAUAAUUUUUGUCCAGGGUGGUUCUGCGAAGUGAGCAACUCGUUAGGAAGACCAUGUUUACACCGAUUGGAAAAGAUCCAUGUUAUCAAAAAGGCAUUCAAGUAAACUUGGCGUCGCAGGCUAACGUGGACGGGUCUUAUAGCCCACUGAUAAUUUCAUGUCGAAAGGCACUGUGUAUUCGCAAUGGAUCCUUAUUCACUUUGACGGUGAUUCAGUUUUGAGUCAAACCAUGUUUCGAUGAUUGCAGUGCGAAGUCGAUUGACAAAGAGUUUUUUUUUUCUGAUACUGUUUAGUGUGAGUGUGGGUCAACAUGUACGGACUUUUAGUGGAAAACACCAUUGAGGUGAUUAAAAAAACGUACGGCGAGGAAGCGUGGCUGAUUAUCCGCGAGAAGUCGCGCAUCCACGAGUACACGUACGUGACGCACCGCAUGUACAGCGAGCGGAUCAUCCCGCGGCUGGCCCAGGCCGUCAGCGAGUACGCCGGCUGCACCGCCGAGGAAUUCAUGGAUCUCACGGGCAAGGAGUUCGUCAAAUUCCUCAGUAAGUACGGGUACGAUAGGAUGCUUCGCGUGCUGGGCCGGAGCAUGAGCGACUUCAUGAACGGCUUGGACAACCUCCACGAGUAUCUUCGCUUCAGUUACCCCAAAAUGAAGCCGCCAAGCUUCUUCUGCUCGGACGAAAGCAGCCAGGGGUUGACCCUCCACUACAGGUCACGCAGGCCGGGUUAUUUGCAUUAUGUCAAAGGUCAACUGAAAUCCGUCGGGCGGAUGUUCUACAACCUCGACGUCGCUGUGCAGGUGAUGUCUGAGGAAACUCGUGGUGACACGACUUUUGUGGUCUUCAAACUUUUGUUUGACAAUAAAGAGUUUAUGGAGAGGGACAGGCACAGCUAUGCACUGGAGAAAUCUUCGGUCGUGAAGGCAUCGCUGUUCUUUGACCUGUUUCCGUUUCACAUCAUGUUUGACCGGAAGAUGAAGAUCAAGAAUAUUGGUAAGUACGCAGUCUGA